Messenger RNA from Eruca vesicaria subsp. sativa (arugula), 1643 nucleotides. The record is from the annotation of a GenBank genome assembly. NCBI's taxonomy places the organism in Eukaryota, Viridiplantae, Streptophyta, Magnoliopsida, Brassicales, Brassicaceae.
GAGAAAGAAGAAGGAGAAGAGUUGAAUCAGAGAAGAAGAAGAGUUGAAUCAUAACACUCACUGUCAUCGUCCCUCUUCGUUCGCACGUCGGAAUCAUCAAAGAAUCUUGAUAGAUCCAUCUCAACUAAAGACACUUCCCUUUACCAAACUAUUGGUAUCUGUCUCAAUAAUCUUAGCUUUGGUAUCCCAAUAAUCACCUUCCUAAUCUCGUUUCCCACAUCUGAUAUACAUAGAUGCCGGGAAAUUCAGCUUCCCCCGGUCUCCGGGGACUCUCAGGAGGAAGUUGCAGACAUUCACUACUUACUAUAGUAUGGACCGUUGUCGGAUUCUUCCUUGUUGUUCAUCUUAUCUCACUCUACACAAGAAAAGAUAAUAACAUUAAUGAUCAACAACAAGAAGCUCCUUCUCAUCACUUACAACUACUACACUCUCCUCAUCCUUCUCUUCACCAACUUAUUAGAGUUGAAGAAGAGGUCUUGAGAAUGCCGCCACCUAGGAAGCGUUCUCCUCGUACAGGUAAACGGAGAUCAAGAAAACCAAUCCCUCUCGUUGAAGAGUUUCUUGACGAAAAGUCACCAAUCCGGCAUCUCUUCUUUCCCGACAUCAAAACCGCAUCCUUUGGUCCAACCAAGGACAUGGGGAAUGAUACGUUUCAUUACUUUCCCGGGAAAAUUUGGUUGGACACAGAAGGUAACCCAAUUCAAGCUCAUGGCGGAGGGAUUCUGCACGAUGAGAAAUCUAAGACUUACUAUUGGUAUGGUGAAUAUAAAGAUGGACCAACUUACCAUGCUCACAAAAAAGGACCAGCUAGAGUUGACAUCAUAGGGGUAGGUUGUUACUCUUCAAAAGACUUAUGGACAUGGAAAAAUGAAGGCAUUGUACUCCGAGCUGAAGAAACAAACAAGACCCAUGAUCUACAUAAAUCUAACGUUCUAGAGCGUCCCAAAGUGAUCUACAAUGAUAAGACAGGAAAGUAUGUGAUGUGGAUGCAUAUCGACGACGCAAACUACACCAAAGCUUCAGUUGGUGUAGCCAUCAGCGACAACCCAACAGGUCCGUUUGAGUAUCUAUACAGCAAACGUCCACACGGGUUCGAUAGCCGAGACAUGACUGUUUUCAAAGACGAUGAUGGUGUUGCUUACCUUUUUUACUCUUCUGAAGUCAAUAGUGUGCUUCAUAUCGGCCCCUUAACUGAAGACUACUUAGAUGUGACGCCGGUUGUGAAGAGAGUAAUGGUUGGACAACACAGGGAAGCUCCAGCUAUCUUCAAGCAUGAGAAUACUUAUUACAUGGUAACUUCUUGGUGUACUGGCUGGGCACCUAAUGAGGCCUUGGCUCAUGCCUCUGAGUCAGUGAUGGGUCCAUGGGAGAAGUUGGGGAAUCCCUGCAUUGGUGGUAAUAAAGUUUACCGGUUAACAACGUUCUUUGCGCAGAGCACUUAUGUGAUUCCUUUACCUGGUGUUCCUGGUGGGUUUAUCUUCAUGGCGGAUAGGUGGAAUCCUGCUGAUUUGAGGGAUUCAAGAUAUGUUUGGUUACCGUUAGUUAUAGGAGGACCUGCUGAUCAGCCUUUGGAGUCCAGUUUUGGGUUCCCAAUGUGGUCGAGAGUUUCUAUAUACUGGCAUAGUAAAUGGCGUCUACCUUAG